AUGGAUGCUGCUCCGCUCUCCUCAUCCGCCGCUGCUGGAAAUGGAGGAGGUCCGGCGCCGUUUCUUCAGAAGACGUAUGACAUGGUGGAUGAUUCAACCACAGACGAGAUCGUCUCCUGGAGCUCUAACCACUGCAGCUUCGUCGUUUGGAACAAUACCGAAUUCGCUCGCCUUCUCCUCCCAACCUACUUCAAGCACAGCAAUUUCUCCAGCUUCAUCCGUCAGCUUAACACCUAUGGAUUUCGGAAAGUACAUCCUGAGCGUUGGGAGUUUGCUAAUGAAGAAUUUAUAAAAGGUCAAAAGCAUCUUCUGAAGAAUAUACACCGCAGGAAACCUAUACACAGUCAUAGUCAUCCUCCGGUUUCUGUUGUAGAUCCUGAAAGGGCAGCAUUUGCAGAGGAACUCGAUAAACUGUCGCGCGAGAAAAAUGCUCUUGAAUCCAAUAUCUUAAACUACAAACAGCAUCAAUCAACAGCAAAGCUUCAGAUGGAAGAUUUUCACCAUCGAUUGGAUGGUAUAGAGAAGAGGCAGACAAAUUUGCUGAACUUUUUAGAGAAGGCUCUUCAGAAUCCUUCUUUUGUUGAUCAUCUUUUGCGCAAAAUCGAAUCCAUGGAUUUGGCGGCAUAUAAUAAGAAAAGGCGACUGCCUCAGGUUGAUCACGUGCAGCCUGUUGCUGAAGGUAGCUUGGUUGACAAUCAUAGUAAUUUUAGACUGGAAUUUGGAAAUGUUAUCCAUCAAGAUUUCUCGAGCAAACUCAGACUGGAAUUGUCACCAGCUGUCUCGGAUAUGAACUUGGUAUCAGGUAGCACACAGGGUUCAAAUGAAGGCGAGGAAAGCCUGCAGAAGAACCUGUCUGAAGGAGAACCGAAAGGAAUGCAGACAAGAACUGGCCUUGCUUUUGCACCUGAAACACUAGAGCUUGCAGAUACUGGGACAUCUUUUACUUUUAAUAUGGAUUCGUGUUUAUCACGAAGAGCAACAAAUACUGAGUGCCCAAAUCUUCACUCCCUGGAGCCAAGUAGUGAAGAAGGUGAUAGUCAUAUAUCCUGCCAACUAAAUUUAACUCUGGCAUCUUGUCCAUUGGAAUUCAACAGGAAUUCAUACUCGGCCAGAUCACCCCAGAUAGAUUGUCAAGAAAUUGGCAAUUUUGCGGAAUCGAUAGUUAACGCCAAUGGUAAAGAAUCAGAAAAUGGAGUUUCCUUAAACCGAAUUGUGGCUAAUGAGGAUAUCAAUUUAGCUUCACCGCAGGAAGCUUCAGGUAACGGUCAAGUCAAGCCAGCUGCUCCACGUAGAGUGAAUGACGUGUUUUGGGAACAAUUCCUUACUGAAAGACCAGGCUGUUCAGACAAUGAAGAGGCAAUAUCCAACUAUCGAGCAAAUCCAUAUGAUGAGCAAGAGGAAGGGCGGUCAGUUCAUAGAAUCUCUAGUAACUCCAAGAACAUGGAUAAUCUCACACUCUGA
Messenger RNA from Lathyrus sativus (Indian pea), 1461 nucleotides. The record is from the annotation of a GenBank genome assembly. Lineage: Eukaryota; Viridiplantae; Streptophyta; Magnoliopsida; Fabales; Fabaceae.